AUGACAUCGGGAGACCCUGGAGAGGUGACAUGGGGACAGUCGGUCCCUGACCCUACCAUCCCCUCAGGUUAUGCCAACGAGGUGGGCGAGUCCUUCCGCCCUCUGGUGCCAGUGCCGGUGGUGUGGGCCAGCUACGGCGUGGCCACCGCCUACGUGACCGCCGACGCCAUCGACAAGGGUCGGAAGGCUGCCACCGCCCACCCGCAGGACCCCACACGCGUGGGGGUGGCCGUGGUGGACACCUUCGUGUGGCAGAGCCUGGCCUCGGUGGCCAUCCCCGGCUUCACCAUCAACCGGCUCUGCGCCGCCUCGCUGGCCCUGCUGGGCUCUCUCACCCGCUGGCCCCUGCCCGUGCGCCGCUGGACCACCACUGCCCUGGGGCUGGCUGCCAUCCCCCUCAUCAUCACGCCCAUCGACAGGACUGUGGAUUUCCUGAUGGAUUCCAGCCUGCGCAAGCUGUACAGGACACCAGGAGAGCCCCCGACGUCCCACUGAGCCCCGCCCUGCGCUCUGGGGAAACUGAGGCAUGCUGCUGUGACCCACCUACUGUGACCUCUCACUCUGGUGACCCCCAGAGUGGCCACCCUGUCCCACACUGGUCCUAAUAAACCGUU
Messenger RNA from Ficedula albicollis (Collared flycatcher), 614 nucleotides. It is a transcript of the gene MTFP1, whose product is annotated as mitochondrial fission process 1. The transcript has 3 exons. Gene Ontology annotation, biological process: mitochondrial fission. Bases 1 to 495 code for a protein of 164 amino acids. The record is from RefSeq and is a predicted model, not a curated record. Gene Ontology annotation, cellular component: mitochondrion. NCBI's taxonomy places the organism in Eukaryota, Metazoa, Chordata, Aves, Passeriformes, Muscicapidae.